GUAAAAUUCUUUUGCAGGGUCAUGUAGGGAUCCCACCCCUUCUCUGUGUUUUUACUCUGCAGCUCUACACAACUUUACACCUGAAUGAACGCCAAACCUCUGUGGAUAUAUAAAGGGGACCUUGAGGAGGAAUCUCACAGUUACAGUGCAGAAGCAGAGGGAAAGGAAUUAACCAGCUCUGCAGCCAAGCGAAUCCUCCUCUCACCAUGCUUCCUCCUGCCAUUCAUUUCUAUCUCAUUCCCCUUGCAUGCAUCCUGAUGAAAAGCUGUUUGGCUUUUAAAAAUGAUGCCACAGAAAUUCUUUAUUCACAUGUGGUUAAACCUGUUCCAGCACAGCCCAGCAGCAACAGCACGCUGAAUCAAGCCAGAAAUGGAGGCAGGCAUUUCAGUAACACUGGACUGGAUCGGAACAGUCGGGUUCAAGUGGGUUGCCGGGAACUGCGAUCCACCAAAUACAUCUCCGAUGGCCAGUGCACCAGCAUCAGCCCUCUGAAGGAGCUGGUGUGUGCGGGGGAGUGCUUGCCCCUGCCGGUGCUCCCUAACUGGAUUGGAGGAGGCUAUGGAACCAAGUACUGGAGCAGGAGGAGCUCCCAGGAGUGGAGGUGUGUCAACGACAAAACGCGCACCCAGAGAAUCCAGCUGCAGUGCCAGGAUGGCAGCACACGCACCUACAAAAUCACAGUGGUCACCGCCUGCAAAUGCAAGCGGUACACCCGGCAGCACAACGAGUCCAGCCACAACUUUGAGAGUGUGUCGCCUGCCAAGCCAGCCCAGCAUCACAGAGAGAGGAAGAGAGCCAGCAAAUCCAGCAAGCACAGCAUGAGUUAGAACUCAGACGCUCCGGCUGGACUGACUCUAACCAUCUGCUUUACAGAUUGAUUGCUUGGAAGACUCAAGCCUGCCAUUGCUAUUUUCUCACUUGAAAGUAUAAUGCUUUCUGCUUUGAUCAAACCCAGCAAGCUGUCCUAAGAUUCAGGACCUUCUCUGGGAAUAGCUUUUCCUCCUCAAGUUUUUCAAGAUGUGUGUAUGUUCAUGCAUGCAAUUUGCAUUUAAAUUCCAUACAUCCUGUAGUUUUAAUCCCCAUCAUUCAAGAGACUAUUGAUACUAUAAGCAUUGCUCAGUCUUGACAUUUUAAAACAGAAAAGGGCCUCUUUGUUCUUUAGCCUAUUCCUGUCCUUUCCACACAACAUGCCUUCAAAACAGAAAAGCUGAAAAUGUGGUUGCUCUGAAUCUUCACAGUAACAUUUCAGAAAGGUGCUUUUCCAGUCACUUUCAUGGGAAUAGUUUAGCAGCCACCAGUGAUCUUCUUUGAAAGAGGGAGAAAGACCAUGUGACAUUUCACUUCAAAAAUAAGCCCUGUAGCUUUUUACAGUCUCAUAGUUUGCAAUUAUACCCUGCAUGCUGACCCUUGCUUGGAAUGGAAUGCCAGAAAUGCAUGGCAGCAGCUAAUAAGUAAAGCUGAUUAACUAUUUAUUUGUCAAUGUUAUUAUUUAAUGAGCUUUCACAUGUGAUUUUUUUUUUCAAAAAUUUUUGUUAAUUUGUUAAUUUUUUAUGUUUUGAAGCUUUUUCAUGUGCCUAUAUAUUUUCCUAUAUGAUUUGUGGUUGAUCUAGAAAUAUGAAAAUACAUUUUGUAGAUAUGUAAAUUAAAUAUUUUAGGUUCCUUUUUACAUAUGUGUUUCAACAUUAACUUUAUCAAUAGUAUUGAUCUUUUAAAACCAAAAAGAUGCUUUGUAAAGCCGAAAUAUGUAAUACUUUCUUGUUUAGUUUGUGCAAUCAGAAGGUGACUUUACCUUCACUUCUAUUGGUUUCUUUUAACAAAAAUAAACACUAUUAAAGUUAUCGUCCUUGGC
Molecule: messenger RNA, 1849 nt
Organism: Cavia porcellus (domestic guinea pig)
Lineage: Eukaryota; Metazoa; Chordata; Mammalia; Rodentia; Caviidae
Gene: Sostdc1
Product: sclerostin domain containing 1
Exons: 2
Coding region: 207-827 (206 amino acids)
Biological process (GO): negative regulation of Wnt signaling pathway; negative regulation of BMP signaling pathway
Molecular function (GO): BMP binding
Source: RefSeq, a predicted model, not a curated record